ACAUAAGAAAGCAGCGGCGGGUGGAUAAGAUGCGGUUAAACUGGACUUGUAGCUCAUUAAAAACAGCAAACAGGAGGUGUUAUCACAAACUGCAGAUGUCGCACAUCUCCCACGAGGUUUCACCAUCUCGCGUGUCAACUUGUCACACGGUGUGAGUCUCGCGCUGUUUCUGAAGGGGCUCUCCCUGUGGGUGUCACAGGUCUGAUGCUGCAGCUGCUGCUUCCUGUAUUGAAGCAGCACCACACAGAGCCAGAGCCGCUCCGCUCCACAGCCCCACGCCCCGAGCUCAAACACGGAGGAAUUUGUUGCGGCCGUCCUGCGAAGGAAAACCAGCCGAGUCGGUCCCCGGUGUAGCUGCCGGUUUAACCGAGGCGGCCCGUUAUCGUGAGUGUCCGCACGUCAGACUGAGAGCCGCAGGGCACGAUUUUUCCUGGUGCUAGCUAGUAGCAGCUAGGUGGCUAAUGGCUAAUGCAGCAGGUAGAUAACCCAGAAAAAAAGCAGAAAAAUAGAAAUGUGUUAACUCCAAAAAGCUGUUGAUGCACCGGAAAACGACCUGAGCACCUCGGCAUGAUAUGAUUUACCCAAACAGCUGACUGACAUGCCACCGACAGUAUACUAACUUUGCUAACGUUAGCUAGCCAAGUUACUAGCCACCAAGAGCAGAUCCUGUUGCUUUUUGAGACUGAGUUUCGAACAAGGGAAAAAGGCUAGAUUAGCAGCUUCCCAGCUCACUGGAGGUCAGUGCAUUAUUUGACAAAGUCGUUUAGGGUGAUUAUUGGAAAUGCCUGCUAAAAAAAGACCCGUUCCCCUGAACAUAACGCCCAUCGGGGAGGGACAGGCCACCUCCAACACCAUUGAUGCUGCAUCUGAAGCCAACCUCGAGGCCUUACAGAAGAAACUGGGUGAGUUGGACUUGGACGAGCAACAGAGGAAACGACUGGAGGCCUUUCUGACCCAGAAAGCCCAGGUUGGGGAGCUAAAGGAUGAGGACUUUGACCCCAUAUGCGAGUUGGGUGCUGGGAACGGAGGAGUGGUCAACAAGGUCCGCCACAAACCCUCGGGCUUGGUCAUGGCUCGCAAGUUGAUCCACCUGGAAAUCAAACCUGCCAUCAGAAACCAGAUUAUCAGAGAGCUGCAGGUGCUGCAUGAAUGCAACUCCCCUUACAUUGUGGGCUUCUAUGGGGCCUUUUACAGCGAUGGGGAGAUCAGCAUCUGUAUGGAGCACAUGGAUGGUGGAUCCUUGGACCAGGUCCUGAAGGAGGCCAGAAGAAUCCCAGAGGAAAUCCUGGGAAAAGUUAGCAUAGCUGUAUUGAGGGGAUUAGCCUACCUGCGAGAGAAGCAUCAGAUCAUGCACAGAGAUGUCAAGCCCUCCAACAUCCUGGUCAACUCUCGCGGGGAGAUCAAACUGUGCGACUUCGGUGUGAGCGGCCAGCUCAUAGAUUCCAUGGCCAACUCUUUUGUUGGAACGCGCUCCUACAUGUCGCCGGAGAGACUGCAGGGCACUCACUACUCUGUUCAGUCUGACGUGUGGAGCAUGGGUCUGUCCCUGGUGGAGCUGGCGAUUGGCCGCUACCCCAUCCCCCCACCAGACGCCAAAGAGCUGGAGUCCAUCUUCGGACGGGCCAUCAUGGACGGGGCCGAGGGAGAGCCUCACACCAACACGCAGAGGCCCAGACCACCGGGCCGACCCGUCAGCGGACAUGGGAUGGACAGCAGACCUGCAAUGGCCAUCUUUGAACUUUUGGACUACAUUGUGAAUGAGCCGCCCCCUAAACUGCCACUUGGUGUCUUCACCAAUGACUUCCAGGACUUUGUGACAAAAUGUUUGAUCAAAAACCCAGCUGAGAGGGCAGAUCUGAAGAUGCUGAUGAGUCACACGUUCAUCAAACGAUCAGAAGUGGAAGAAGUGGACUUUGCCGGCUGGUUGUGCAAAACCAUGGGCCUUAACCAGCCCAGUACUCCCACCCGCGGUACUGAGUGAACAGGCCCCCACUGCUCUGACACGCCUCUGGGUCUUGCUUGCAUAAACAACAAUAUACUGCACAUACACGUACACAAGCCAUCACACACACAGGCACUUUUUUUUCCAUCUCGCUCUUGGGUGAAACGGUUUUUGCCCCCUCCCCAAUUAAUUUCUUCACCAGCAGCAGGGCCCGUUGAGUCAUUGUACUGUAAGACCACAGCUUCACCAUGCCAGUGUCGAGUAGCCACAGCUCACUUUUCCACACUGCUCAAAGGAUGUAAAGCACUGAAGGGCUGCCAGUGUGUCAGCUGAAUUUGCAUUGAUUGAAAAACUUCUUUUGUAUUGUUGAAUAUACUGUAUUAAUCUUUUCUAUGGCAACGGUUGAUGGCUUGUGGGACUUGUAUUUUAAUAAAUUACCUGCUGUAGAGAUUUGCAAACGGAAGUCUGAACAUAGCGCCUACUUGCAAAUUCUAAAUUGGAUUUAUUGAAGAUGAUUGCAGCUCUUUUGAUUUAAAAUCCCUUUGUCAAAUGUAUUCAUGCUAAAAUGUUCUUCAGAGACCUUGCAAGAACCUCCGAUGUAAUAAUUAAAUUUGUUAGCAGAGAGUGCAGGACAAUUUGGCGUAUAAGGAGUCAUUUUCACUUUUUGGUAAAUGAGAGAUCACUUGAAAGAUCGCUCUGUGAACAAUGUCACAAACCAAAGAGGAUACUAAUGACAAAGUUUUUCAAUGCCUGGUACUUUUUUUUUCCCAUACGCACAUUCAUGAACAGUAUAUCAGUGUACUUUCAAUGUUUUGAUUUAUUUCAUUCAGUGAUCUACACUCUGAUUGUGUUGACAUUGUUUCCUCAACAUACAUUUUAAUGCACAUCCCACACAGUGUCUCUCACAUGGGAGGAGGCAUAUGCUGUGGAGGCCUGAUAUAUACCAGAAUGUCAUUAUUGACAUUGAGAAAACAAUGAUCAAAAUGUAUUCAUGGGAUGAUAUAGCAUGGUUUAUUAUCUUUCUAAUACUGUAUGUGUAUUUUGUUUCCCAAGAUCAUGAUGGGGAUGAUUAGCUGGUGUUUUUAUCAAAAGCCUGAAUCUCUGCAAUGUCAAUAUGAAAUUUCAAUCACGUUGACUAAUUUAAUUUUUUUUUUCUCUUUGUUGUUGGUCUGUACUUUCCCCUGAAGUGUAUUUUGUUAUGUUUUCACUGUACUGCUACGUGUGGCGCUCCAAGCUUUCUCUUGGGACACAACCAGUCUAGAGGCGUGCUUUUGGAAAAAGACGUGGGUUGAAAUAUGUUUGAAAACCUUUUCCCUGUGAUUUAACCCAAUUAAUUGUGGUAAAAAUACAACCCAACACUGAGUGGCACUUCAGACGUUUCAAGUAGUACAAAGGGUUUGACUGAACAUUUUAACCCAGGUCAGUGUUGCUCACAUGGUGGUGGUGGUGUUACUUGCUAGCCUGCCGUCUUGCUAGAGCUCUUGUAUUAUCUCUGCUUAUGGCUGCCCUUUCUUAUUCCCCCCAAAAUGUGCAUUCUUUCAGAGCAAAACGGAUGCAUUGUCACUUGUGUGUGUACAAAGCUAUAUACAAAAAUUACAGGAGUACUAUUUUGCAGUCUUAAUAUACAAAUUUUUGAUUUAUGUAAAUGACAAGGGAGAAGAGUCAUUUUAUUAUAAUAUAAAAAUGUGUUGGAUAUGGUUAUAAUGUAUAAAAAGAUUAAAAUAAAACUUAUUUGUGAACGUA
This is a messenger RNA of Centropristis striata (black sea bass), 3685 nucleotides long. RefSeq names its product mitogen-activated protein kinase kinase 2a (gene map2k2a). Gene Ontology annotation, biological process: protein phosphorylation. The record is from RefSeq and is a predicted model, not a curated record. The coding region runs from base 782 to 1981 and encodes 399 amino acids. Gene Ontology annotation, molecular function: ATP binding; protein kinase activity. Lineage: Eukaryota; Metazoa; Chordata; Actinopteri; Perciformes; Serranidae. The transcript has 11 exons.